AUGAGGUCACAUCUUCUUCUUGCGGCCCUGCUAUCAGGCAUUGCUGCUGCAUACGACAAGGAAUCGUCACAUCGUGAGGAAGGGCCGUAUAUAAUGCAACCACAGGAGGUGUACGACGAUAAGGUUGCUCGAUAUUACAUCUUAUCCGGAGGCAGCGUCUUUGCCGUCAUCCUCAUCUGGUCCGCCGUUAUUCGCAUGUCCGCACACAUACGACGCCUAACAAGUCUCUCAAAUGAUACUCAACGAUAUUUCGUUGCCGCACAUAGCUUCUGGGCAUGGAUGAAGCGCCAUGUCAUGUACGCUCCUCUGUUCUGGAAACGGCACAAUCGCGAAUACCGCCUGUCUACUGCAUUGAACAUGGGGACACUCCCUACUCGCUUCCACACCGUGCUUCUCCUAAUGGUUGUCGGGAGCAAUGCGUUUUUAUGUUGUUAUAACCUCCCCUUCUCGAAACCUGAGCAGGAGUUUCUUCCUUCCAUACGCAAACGGACUGGCACGAUGGCAGUUGUCAACCUCAUUCCUUUAGUUCUUAUGGCUGGCCGAAAUAAUCCCUUGAUCAAGCUACUCGACGUCUCCUUCGACACAUGGAACCUCCUUCACCGCUGGCUUGGUCGAAUUGUAGUUCUUGAGUCGAUUGCACAUACCUCCUGCUGGAUGGUAGGCAAGGUCCAUACUGAUGGCUGGGCUGCGCUAAUGGAGUCAUUUGGCUCCAGCAGUUUGAUAUUAACUGGCAUUGUGGCGACUGCCUGCGUCGUUGUCCUUGCUCUUCAUUCUUUCUCAGUACUGCGCCACGCGUUCUAUGAGACGUUCCUUCAUUUCCAUAUUGCCCUUGUCGUGGUCUUUCUCACGUUCCUAUGGAUGCACUUGGUUGGCUACUCCCAGCUGAAAUACAUACUCGUCGCUAUUUUACUAUGGGCUUUCGAGAGAUCUUGGCGUAUCGUCACCCUCAUCUAUAGAAACUACCUGCGGGGAAGUACGACUGCAACGAUAGAAGCUCUUCCCGGCGAAGCGAUGCGCGUCACCUUGAGAAUUGCACGGCCAUGGACCUUUAGACCUGGCCAGCAUCUAUACCUAUACAUCCCAUCCGUUGGUUGGUGGACAUCUCACCCGUUCACGGCCGCAUGGAGCGACGUGGAGGAAAGCGACUCAGAUGAGAAAGGCCUCGUCUCGACCCGACAAGAUAUACUCGGCCUACAACGGCCCACGAUCUCCCUCGUCGUCCGUCGAAGAACCGGAAUGACGAAUAAGCUAUACGAGAAGGCUACAAAGAAUGGCGCCACGAGCGUCACUCUCUCUGCCCUUGUAGAAGGACCAUACGGCGCCGAACAUGUUCUCGAUUCCUACGGCUCGGUUGUUCUAUUUGCUGCGGGUGUAGGCAUCACACACCAUGUUUCCUAUGUACGACAUCUCGUCGCCGGCUUCGCGGACGGGACAGUAGCCACCCGACGCCUUACUCUUGUCUGGACCAUACAAUCGCCAGAGCAUCUGGAAUGGAUCCGGCCGUGGAUGACCAGCAUACUGGCAAUGCACCGAAGACGCGAUGUCCUUCGAAUCAUGCUCUUCAUCACUCGACCACGUAACACCAAGGAAAUUCACAGCCCCAGCACGACGGUCCAGAUGUUCCCCGGAAAGCCUAACAUCGGCACCAUCCUUGAUGGAGAAAUUGAGAAACAGGUUGGAGCGAUGGGUGUGAUGGUGUGCGGAACAGGCAGUUUAAGCGACGAGAUCCGAUUUGCGUGUCGACAACGACAGACGCCAACGCAUGUCGAUUUUAUCGAGGAGUGCUUCACCUGGUAG
Messenger RNA from Arthroderma uncinatum, 1797 nucleotides. Its product is annotated as cell surface metalloreductase (FreA). The transcript is spliced from 4 exons. Bases 1 to 1797 code for a protein of 598 amino acids. Gene Ontology annotation, molecular function: ferric-chelate reductase activity. Lineage: Eukaryota; Fungi; Ascomycota; Eurotiomycetes; Onygenales; Arthrodermataceae. Gene Ontology annotation, biological process: intracellular iron ion homeostasis; iron ion transport; copper ion import. The record is from RefSeq and is a predicted model, not a curated record. Gene Ontology annotation, cellular component: plasma membrane.